AUGGCCGCGACUCCGGCCGCAGUCACCUGCGAGAAUGAUCCAAAUUUUGGAACCAUUCUCUCGUUCAUGGAACAGUUCGGCCCAUUCCUGGACGUCGGCGAGUGGAACAUUGCCGAGCUACGGUCGAUGCUAGUGAACACCGAAACGGUUCCUCAAGCACUGGCCGAUCUGCACAUCAAGCUGAUGCGGAAGAUAAACAAAAAGGUACCGGUAGCCCGCUGGGAGCUGGCGUUGGCCAAAUUCGCACACUCGUACUCGCACCAAGACGCCUGGGAAAUCGAACGGUUCGGCUACAAAACGGCCAAUUUGGCCGUGAAGCUGCGCGUCCUGAAGGCACUACUCGAGGGACAGUUCGAUUUGAACACAAAGUUUAAAACCCACAUCAACACGACCGGUGCCGGCGAGCUGCGGUUAGAUCCGCUGGGCCGCGACCGGCAGGGCAACUGUUACUGGUACUUUAUGGACGAGAGUGCCAACUUGCAGAUCUAUCAAACGGACGCUGAGAUGGACACGUGGACACUGGUGGCCAGCAAUCGGGAAGAGUUUGUAAACGUGAUCGAGAUGCUGAAAGAGAAUAGACCGAUCCAACCGCUUCCGAUGGUGAUGCCCGUGGAAGAGGAAGACGAGGAAGAGGACGAGAGUGCCGAGAGUACGAGUGAAUCGGAAGCGAUGCGUCUGGGCACGAUUCCGGCACCGACGGAAGCACUGCCCAGUUUGAUCAUAUCGCGCCGCACGUACAAAACGGCCGAAUCCUCCGUGACCGCCGAGACUGGCGAAGAAGGAAAGAAUGGCAGCAAACAGGACGUGGUAGACGAUGAAGCAGAAGCAACACCGGAUGGGCCACCGGGCAAAGUGCUUGCAGAACAACAACCGCUCGGUGAGGAACCAGCGAAGGAUAGCGCUGAACAACAAGAACAGCAUUCUAGCGGACUGCCGGAAACGAAGACGGACGACGGAGCUGAGUCGGAGCCGGCGGGUGUCGAGCCAAUGGAUCUUGAAUCGGAAAAACGGACCGACACGGAAGAAGCGAUAUCGAAGGAAGAGGACAAGAGCAUAAAAAUGGACGUGGACGAGGAGCAGGAGCAAGUGCCUUCACCAAAGGUGAAGCCAGAUGAGUCGAAAGUGCAUACGAAUAAUCCAGCGAAUCAGAUGCAACCGACCGCCAAAGUGGAUUGCGCGGAGACGAACGAAUCAGUGCCCGAUACAAAAGGAUUCUCGCACCUUGAGAACGUCGAAGCCGAUGACACCGAGAAGCCGCCAAGGGACGAAGAACCCAGUAAGGAAUCGAUGGUAGGAGAAGCGAUCGAAGAUCCACCGUUGGUGGUACAAGGCGCCGGAACUGGCGCCGAGUGCGACAGUAGUGUGGAGCCCAUGUUUAGCGAAGUGGUCGAAGAACCGAUCAUGUUUUUCUACGGAUUCGGCACCGGAGCGGACAACGAUAUGGGUAAUACGAAGAAGCUGGAAUCGACGGAAGCCGCAACGCACGAAACUACUGCUGCGAAAGGGGCCGGAAAUGGCGAGGGCAAUCCGCAUUCGUCUACCGACGAUACCAAGCCGGAGGAGGACGAUGGCAAUGAAUUGGCCCCGUCGAAGAACACACCAUUAUCUACCAAAGAAAGCAUCGAAUCGGAAGAGCAGCAGCGACAGCGGCAUGAUGGUGACGGCGCAAACGAUGGAGCCGAUUCGGAGGAACUGCCUGAGAAAACGGACCCCAAACUGAACCGAAAGUCGUCACCAGCCAUAUCGGUACGCGGUAAAAGAUCCGAGAGCCGGGACGAAGCUGUAACUGCUGCAGUGGCUGCUGUGGUGGUGGAGAGAAAGCGUGGCCCAGGUCGAAAAGCGGCCGCCCCGAGAAAGCUUCUAACAACGGUAGCACCAACGGAAGAAGCCUCGUCACAGGAAGAGGAACUAGAACUGUACACAAAGCUGGUGGCCCCGGAGGGCACAACGAAAGCGGAUGCCGUUAAGGAACCCGAGGAUGCAAAAGGUCCACUGAAGACGGAGAAAAACGGCGACCACCGGCCUGCCACACAGUCGGUGGAGGAGAAAGGAGCUUUGAAAAAGGAAUUGACACCCGAGAGGAUGGUGGAGGCGUCGGCCGUCGCGAAACAUGAACCAUCUUCCGACUACACGGAAGUGGAACAGAAAGCGCCAAAGCAGAAUAACGAAUCCGAUCGCAAAGAUUUGGUGGUGGUGGAUCCUGCAGAGGAUCAGAAACCAGAGAUCGCUGCGGGGAUAAAACAAGAGGAACCCAGCGAUGCGGCGGCACCGCUAGUUCCGGAAGCGGAAGACAAACUAAGUCCAGCAAAGCGGAAGCGACGCCAUCGGAACGGAUUAGUCGACGGCCUGGACAUCUCGAUGGUGUUGGUGGAUGCGGGCUCGGACGGCGGUAAUAAUCCGCCGGUUCGCCAGUCCCGUCGCAUCGCGAUGCAGAAGAUCAAAGAGGAGACGAACCGACGGCAGAUCGAGGAUCAGAUGUUGAAGAAGAUGAAAGCGGAUGCGGUGCAGAAGAAGAAAGAUCUGGGCAUGAAGGUGUCCGACGAGGAGUAUCGGCUGGGCAAGUCGUCGUCCUCGGAAUCGGACAGUAGCAGUUCGGACGGGGGCCUUGGCGCGGACGGUCGGCGGCGGAAGAAAAAGAAGAAAAGGAAGAAGAAAAAGGGCAGCCUCGCGCAGCAGCAGCUGGACGAGCAGCUGCUGGCCAAGAAGCAGUCGACGUGGAACAGUGCCACGUCGCCGGAGAGCAGCUCGGAGACGGAGGCAGAAGAUUACUUCGUGGAGCACUACCACUCGGAGGAGGAUGUUCGGCGGAGCCACGUGCUGAAGUCGGACCACGAGUUUUCACCUGAGUCGGACCUAGAGUCGGAAGCGCCGGCGCAACCACUGAAACGGGCCCGUACCGCCCGCAAGGCCCGACGCGCUCGCGAUGAAGAGGAAGAAGAAGACGAGAAGGAGGACGACGACGAUGAAGCGGACCACGCGUGCCAGGAGUGCAAAAAGACGGAUCAACCGGAGUGGAUUCUGCUGUGCGAUUCGUGCGACAAGGGGUAUCACUGUGCGUGUCUCAAGCCGAUUCUGUUCUCCAUCCCCGAGGGCGAUUGGUUCUGUCCGGUGUGCCAGCACCGGCAGCUGAUCGAGCUACUGGAGUCGAAGUUGACCGUAUUCGAUGCCCUGCGGGCGAAACUGGCUGCCGACGAGAAGCGGCGCCGGGAGGAAGAACAGUCGGCACGGGAAGCCGAGCUGGCCGAGCUGGCGCUGGCCGAGCAGCGCGAAGAGCAGCUGCGGGCGGAAAAGCGUGCCCGGCAGCAGCAGCGGUUGCUAGAGCGUGCUGAAGCCGAAGCGAAUCGAACGGCAGCACGGGAAGCUGCCGGCGGUGGCGACGGUGGUUCGCAAAUGGAGUCGGACGACGAGGCGGAGGGCCAGCGGCAACGCCGCAAACGUCGCCACCAACGACGCCAGCGACGAGCACCGAAACGGCGUCGCGGAUCUGGCGAUCGCGCUUCCCGAAGUUCCCGAUCGAGCCAAUCGAGCAGUGAUGGUUCGAACGAGAACGGUAAUGGCAAUGGUGGCCGCAGUGGUAGUGAUGAUACCACCGAUUCCGACGACAUACCCAUCUACAAGCUGCGGCGUCGGGCAUCGGCCAAGGUGAGCUACAAGUUCAACGAGUACGAUAAUCUGAUCGACUCGGCGAUCCGGCGCGAAAUGCGCAACUGUGACCCGGUGCCUGCCGAUGAUGACGCGGAACAGGAGGAUGAGCCGGAAGAGGAGGACGACGAUGAGCGGCACGGAAUGUCCAAGGGGAAGGACAUUAGCACGAUCAUCGAGGCGGAGGAGGAGGCACGCCGAAAGCAGGCCCUGCUCGCUGAGGGAAAAGAGCACCCCGAGGGCGACGGCAGCGGCGAUCGGCUAGUGAAUGGCGGGGAUCCGGCUUCGGUAGCCGACCGGAAGGUUGCCAAAGACGAGGACGACGGUGUCGAAGGAGGACGCAAACCGGCGGCAGUCGCAGGGAACCGGGCCGCCGGGCAGAAGAAGCGCAAGAAGAAGAAGAAGCUGUGUAAGAUCGAGUUCAGCUCGGAGGAAGAGGCAGACGACGACUCGGACGAAGACUUCCGGGGCGAUGUAAGCGGAUCGGACGACGAGGAGGACGAGGAGGAAGAUGAUGACGACGAUGACGAAGACAUGAACAGUGCAACGGGUGAAAGCGAGAGCUCGCUGGAGGUGCGUGGUCGCGGCGGUGGAGGAGGCGGCGGUGCUCGGAGACCGAGCGGUCGGGCUGCGGUCAGUAAGCGGCGGCGGAUCGUGGAGAACUCCGAGGAUUCCGACGAGGAAGAGGAAGCCCGCAGAAGCGCGGCUAAGAGUAGGAAGAACCGCAAGAAGGGCGUGCUGGCGGACGAUAGCGACGAUCUCGAUGUGGAUCUGGACGACGAGGACGAGGAGGAAGACAGCGAAGACUACGACAGCGACGAUCUGUGCAGUGACACGGAAACGGAAAGCAGUCGGAAUAGCAGCAGCAACAGCAGCAGCAGCAGUACCGGGGGCAGCAGCAGCGACGGCGAUUGGAGGCGCAAGAAGAAAAAGUCCAAAUCGAAGGGUGGCAGCAAAUCGGCCGCUGGCGGGAAGGGUGGCAUUGGUGGCGGCAAGCAUCUCGAGCGACCACCGAAGAAGACUGUCUCGAAAGCGAAGCCGCUGGCAUCGAGCGAGAGCGAAAGCGACGGCAGUAGGAGCAGCGCCGCCGGCGGUGAUGGUCCGGCCGGUGGCAAGGGCAAGGGAGGAGGUGGCAAAACGGUGCCACGCAUCGCGAAGAAGCAGGGUAAAAAGGGCACCGGGACCGGUGCCGGUGGUAGCUCCGCGGAUGGUGAAGGUGGCGCGAAGAAGACGGACCGGAAAACGCGCGGCAAAAAGAUCCACUACAUCGUGGACGAAGAUUUCGAAAGCUCCGACGACGGUAUCCGGCCGGGAGUGCAGCGACCCGACACGCCGCCGGAGGAACGGGAACAGUUCAUUCGCCGGCAGGAAGAAAUUAAGCGCAUGCUGGCGGAGAACAACGCGGCCAAAGCGAAGGAAUUGGCCAACUCGAAGAUCGAUCAGCUCGCGGCGGGCAAGGAUGGGCCGAAGGACGGAUCGCUGUCGGAUGUGCCGAUGCAGGUGAUCGAGAGCGCACGGAUACUGGACAUCGAUUUUCUCAAGAGCACCAGCGGCAACACGGCCCGCAUCGCGACGGUAGACUCGGUGGUCGAUUUCGACGAUGAGCUGCCGGAGGAUUUCGAUCCGAACGCCGACGACAUGGACGAGGAAGCGCUGGCCAAGAUUAUGGAGGAGGAAGACUUUGCCCAUCACCAGCUGAAACCUUCGGCGACGGCGGUGGCGACCGUGGGUGCGGCGUCGGCCACCGGUGCCCCGCAGGCGGAAGGCUUGCCAACAGGAACUCCUUCGAAAAAUCGCCGCAAGUCACACGAUCCAGAUGAGUUUCUCCUGCAGCAAGCACGUGCUAGCGGUGGCGCUGUUGCUCGAGUUCCCCCCGGCAAAGAGCAUCACCUGCAUCCAAUGAAUUUAGCACAAUCCGGAGCGGGUCCGGUUGGCACGCCGUAUCCAUCAAACGUGCAAAGUCCGAUGAAGGCCUUACUGAAGUCCACGCUACCGCCCCCAGGGUCACCGAUUGCCGGCAUUCCCACGUCCACCAUAAUGAGUGCGGGCAGUGGCGGUCAUGCCAGUACUAUUCUGGCCAGCGCAUUGCAAACGGCGCCGCAGCAACAGCAUCCAACGGUACCCCCGCCACCGCUGCUUAAAGAGCACCCGGGAGCUCCGGGUGGGAUGCGGCCGGACAUUCUAAUGCGUGUACCGCCGGGAAGCAACCUUCAACACCACCCAUCGCUCGCCUCCUUUGUCGCCGGCGCCGGUGGUCCGGGUUUGCACCAUAAACCAGAGCUGGCACACCUUAUCAGUGGACUGGCGGCCGGAGUUCCGUUACCGAAGGGUGGUCCACCACCGACACACCAUUCCAGUCCACAACACCACCUCCAUCACCCGCACCGGUUGCCACCGGGUGCGAUGUCGGUUCCCGCAGCGUCUAUGCUCGGUCAUGUGCCGCAUCUAAAACCACAUCCGGGGCUACCACUACCACCGACGACGGUCAGCAGCAGCAAUAUGCCGGUACCGCUUCCGUCACAUUCGAAGGCCACAGGGGCCGUUCCAGUAACGACUGCGCCACAAAUAGCACCGAUUGGUCCCUCGCCACAUCAAGCUGCUGCGACGGCGGCGGCUGAGCGGCGUCCCGGGCGUAGAAAGAAGAUUACGCCGCUCCGAGAGGACUUAAAACGAAGAGGAGGGCCUCCGCUGUCGCCAACAUCAGGACCUCAGGACGCAGCAGCAGCACCAGUGGCAACACCCUCACAAGCGCCAGGACCACCGGCUCAUCAACAGGUGUUGCCGCCACCACUGCCGCGCCAUCCGCACCAGUCGCCACUGUUGCCCCAUCUACAUCACGGGCACGCCGGUGGUGUGCGGUUGCCACCGGUAUCGCUGGGAGGGGCCACGGGUCAACCGGUGGUAGGCGGCCUGCGUCCGCCACCCAUCUCCACCAGCCAUAAUACAAUUCAACAGAAUGCAUCGGCCAUCGCUGCUGCAGCGGCGGCCGCGGCGGCAGCUGCUGCCGCCCAAGAAAUAGCGAUUAAGGUACAUUCCCGGCCGGACGGUGCCAGUGGUAGCGGCAGCGGUGGUAUGCACGCGAACGAGCCGCCCAUCUCGGUGCCCUCUUCGGUGUCACAUUUAUCGUAUUUCAGAUCGGAGAACCCACUGUUCGCCCAUCGGCUCGGUCCCUUGCCCAGCAGUAUUCUCGCUUCCAGCAGCUCCAGCCUGCAGCGGAUAGCGGCGAUGAGCGGGGCUGCCGGUCCACCGGCAGCCGUGUUCGGUGAUCCGGCGGCAGCGUAUAACGGUGGUUGGAAACCGCCGGGGAAACCGAAAGCAUCGAGCGGCCCACCACCACCACCGACGGCACCGCCGUCGGGUGGCAUGAUGAUGGGUCCUCCGGUUGGCUCGUUGGAGCAUUAUCAUGAUUACAACCCGGCGAGUCAUUACAAUCCGUACUACAACGUGCUGGACCGUGCGCACCAUCUCAGGCCUCCGCCACCCUCGCUCGGGGAGCUGCAUCGCACCAGCGCCCUAUCGCCCACCACGUUCACUACACUGCAGCCCCUAGAGUUUCAGCACGUCCUGAAACCGAGCGGAGAAAAUCAUCAUCAUCAUCAUGUUCCGCAUCAUCACCAUCAUCAUCAUCAUGCAGCGACAUCGGCUGCGGCAGCGGCGGCAGCUGCGGCGGCGGCGGCAGCGGCCUCGGUUGCCUCCGUAGCACCCGCAGCGUCGGCAGGAGACGAAGGCGCUCCGACACCGCACGGCAGUGUUCCGCCUUCGCCCUCAUCACGGACAGCACCGGCCGAGCACGCGGCGGCCGCCGUCGGUGCAACAUCGCCUCCUUCAACGGGCCCUACCGCUAGCGGCGGAGAAGAAGGAGGACGGUCACCGACGUCAGCAUUGGCGCCACCUUCGGGCGUGUCCGCUGGCGCCGCGGCGUCCUCCAGUGCGAGCAGCAGCGUUUUCGGCGAGCUCGUCAGCUACUUCAGUUCCCAGCAGGAUGAUUUAGAUUCGUAA
This is a messenger RNA of Anopheles bellator, 7641 nucleotides long. RefSeq names its product remodeling and spacing factor 1. Gene Ontology annotation, cellular component: RSF complex. Lineage: Eukaryota; Metazoa; Arthropoda; Insecta; Diptera; Culicidae. The record is from RefSeq and is a predicted model, not a curated record. The transcript has 8 exons. The coding region runs from base 1 to 7641 and encodes 2546 amino acids. Gene Ontology annotation, biological process: regulation of DNA-templated transcription.